AUGAAAAAACUGUUACGCUUGUUUGUAAAAGGAAGCUCUCACACCAUUUUCAAGGAGAGAGGUCAGAUAUCACCUCAUCCGAUCCCGGAAAUCAGUGUCCACAAUCAGUACAGACAGCCGAGUUUACUGUACUUCCCAGGGAAGGUGUGCACUGUACAGACUCUCUCAGGAUAUUUACUAGCUGUAGCAGACACAGGGCAUCACCGAAUUCUGAUAAUCGACAGCAGUGGGAAUGUUCAGCAUAUCAUUGGUGGGAAUGGAAGCGGUUUAGAGGAUGGAAGUUUUCAAGAGGCCAAGUUUCAUUCUCCGCAGGGUCUUGUAUUUACGGAUCCGUUGACUCUAUACGUGGCAGACACUGAAAAUCAUGCCCUGAGGAAGGUGGACCUGGCUGCGGGUACUGUGGAGACAGUGGUGGGUGACGGCCAGCAAGGAGAUGACAUGGUGGGGGGAGGGGUGGGGAGACACCAACGACUCUCCUCCCCUUGGGACCUAGCAGUCCUCUCCCCAACCACACUGCUGGUAGCUAUGGCAGGUUGCCAUCAGCUGUGGGCGUACUUUCUCAAAGAUACCGUCCUCUGGAAGAAAGCAUACGCAAGUGGUGUGUGUGCUGCGGUGGCAGGCAGUGGGCGCGAGGAGAAUCGUAAUAAUUCGUACCCGCAGCGUGCUGGUUUUGCGCAGCCGUCGGGACUCACCAUAACUGCAGAUGGACAGCAGAUCUACGUAGCCGAUAGUGAAAGUUCUACUAUCCGAGCAGUGAGCUGUGACGAGGGCAAGGUCACUGCUGUGGUCGGCGGUAUGGUUGAUCCUCAGAACCUGUUUGCAUUCGGAGACAAGGAUGGAUGCGGACUGGAGGUGAAACUUCAGCACCCUCUGGCGGUGGCGUGGAGUGAACACAAGCAACUGCUGUAUGUUUGCGACUCGUACAAUCACAAGGUGAAGGCGGUGAAUACUGGCUCCCGUCACUGUUCAACCGUAACACUCCAGGGUGAUUCUGUAACGUUCAACGAGCCAGGAGGUUUGUGCGCAAUAGAUAAUCUUCUGUAUGUGGCCGACACCAAUAACCACUGCAUUAAAAUUAUCAAUGUGGACAAUUAUUAUGUAAAAGUUAUGCCAUUAACAUUUAAAAGUGGCAGUCGGAAAGAAACAAAGGAGCUGAAACCUGUGAAGGAGGUCCAAGUAACACUGAACACUACGGGAGGUGUGUUGGAGCUGAGAUUUUGAGUGUGAGUGUGUCAUCCAACAUCAAGCCUCUCCCUGAGUCUCCAGCCGUGUGGAAUCUUGCAUUGCCAGAAGGGUGGAAGGGAGACCAGAUCGGAGACAGGGGAGCAGGGGCUGGAGAGACGUCUGACAUUGGCAGUGCCAUCUGGUGACUUGAAGCAGGGUUGGCAACUUAGGCCGCAAUGCCGUCUGUUCUAUUGCCAUGACAACCUGUGUUCUGCCAAGGUCCUGUCAUUUCUUAUCUCUGUGGACUACAGUGACUCGGCUCCCUCUCUGGCUGAGUGUGACAUUGAGUACCUGUUUAGCUUAUAACGAAUACAAACACAAGCUGUUAUAUACUGGCUUCGAGUGAGAUUUUCUACAUAACAAAGCCAAUAACUUUAUUAACACUUAAUUGUAAUUGUGGAGAAUUCACUUUUUUUAAUGCUUAAAAACAUAUAUAUAAAUAUUAUUUAUUUACUAACAGUAAUAUUUGAAUGUAAAAAUUUUACAUUGCAGACUUUCAAUAAACUUCGAAUAAAUUUGCAGUAGAAAAUGAGGUAGCUAAUUUUAAAUAAUACAGUAUUAAGUACGAAAAGUGAUCAUUUUAUGUAUUGGUAGCAGCAAUACACAAGGAUACAAAUAACAAAAACUAAUUUAUCCUUAUAGGCAGGGAUAUGACAAGUGUUGAUAUGUGUACAACUGUACGAAAUAGAUCAGUUGCAAGUUUUGCUCUGUAUUUAUUCAGUACAAAAUUAGAUAUUUUUGUUAAACUCUACAUAUAACUGUGUUACUUUCUAGUGGCAAUUCUCCAGUAAAGAUAAAAUCUUUGGGAACAAUUCUGGAAUAAUGUGUUUAUCAGAAAAUACUAUGAGUUUGACUCAGCAAUACGUUGCAUUGAGAAUAUUCCUGGUGUUAAUUUAACCAUUGUCGUAAUAUCUGUUGUUUUUAUCAAUGAAAUAAGUAUUAAUGCACCAUUGUAGAGACUGGUGAGUUGAACCCAUCCAAAACUCACAUGACAUUGCUU
Molecule: messenger RNA, 2224 nt
Organism: Homalodisca vitripennis (glassy-winged sharpshooter)
Lineage: Eukaryota; Metazoa; Arthropoda; Insecta; Hemiptera; Cicadellidae
Product: NHL repeat-containing protein 2-like
Exons: 8
Coding region: 1-1221 (406 amino acids)
Molecular function (GO): protein binding
Source: RefSeq, a predicted model, not a curated record